AUCAGAAAGCUAACUAAGCGCAGUGUGGGGAUGCUGAGCUCUGCUAGGGUGGCUGGUGGCUGGUGGGCACUUGGCACCUUAGCUUGGCACUUGGCAGCGCAGCAGACCCACAUCCUUGCUUCCAUCCAGCUCCCGCCUUUCUUGCAUGCUCCGUAUGCAAAGAUCAACCUCCAAAACAGAGACCAUGGCGAACCAUGGCAUUGGAUAUUUGCUAAUGCGUCUUUAAACUUGCAAUUGGAUUGUCUCUGAUGUCAUCCAAUUACGAGUUACAAGCUUGUUCAUGGCUUUGAUUCACUUUCCGUCAAACUUUUCAUAUUGGGGCUGAGGUUCUCGUUGCUUUCGAACUGACCCCUUUGAGAUUCAUCAGGUCACCAAAGCCAUAUUCAAGAUUUGGCCAAACUCUCCUCAGAGCUAACGAAAUACACGAGACGCGAAGUUCUGAUAUCCGAAGAGGCCAGAAAUAGAGAUGUCAAGCUUGCCCAGACUUCCAGAAACUCUCAAGCAGGACUGGUUUCAGCGUCCCCCGAGGAAAUACUACGGACACAAAGGAGACGUUAUCAUCUCGAGCACCGCUGGGCACCCAUUUCCUGUCCUCCGGAGCCAUUGAGGUCU
Messenger RNA from Canariomyces notabilis, 612 nucleotides. RefSeq lists its product as uncharacterized. The coding region runs from base 31 to 249 and encodes 72 amino acids. Lineage: Eukaryota; Fungi; Ascomycota; Sordariomycetes; Sordariales; Chaetomiaceae. The record is from RefSeq and is a predicted model, not a curated record. The transcript has a single exon.